Molecule: messenger RNA, 687 nt
Organism: Perognathus longimembris pacificus (Pacific pocket mouse)
Lineage: Eukaryota; Metazoa; Chordata; Mammalia; Rodentia; Heteromyidae
Gene: Ube2u
Product: ubiquitin conjugating enzyme E2 U
Exons: 8
Coding region: 1-687 (228 amino acids)
Source: RefSeq, a predicted model, not a curated record
AUGCACGCUCCAGCUUACAUCUUGCUGGAGAGAGACUUCCGAGAGUUGAAGCAGAAUAAUUAUGUGGGUAUUUCUGCCUCUCCUGUAAGUGACAAUAUGUUGAAAUGGGAAGCUGAAAUUGAAGGUUUAAAGGAUUCAAUGUGGCAAGGAUUGCUUUUCCCUCUGGAAUUAAAUUUUCCACCGGAGUAUAACCAUGUACCUCCAAUUGUGAGAUUUACAUCCAUUCCUUUUCAUCCAAAUGUACACCCCCAUACUGGCCAGCCCAGUAUAGAUUUUUUGGAUGAUCCUGCUAGUUGGAAUCCAAGCUAUACAUUGAGCAGCAUCUUACUUGCACUACAGGUUAUGAUUUCUAACCCAAUCCUAGAAAAUCCAGUAAAUUUGGAAGCAACCCAAAUUAUGAUUAAAAGUGAAUAUAUGUACAGAAAAAUAAUCCAUACACAUCUCCAGGAGCCAGUACAAGUGGAAGAUGAAAGCCACAAGUUACCUGCACAGUUCCAUACAUCGAGUUUCAGAAACUUUCCAACAGUCACAUUUAAUGAGUACCACAAGAUGUGGUCUGAAAUCGCCACAUCCAAAACUACAGAGCGCUACAGAAAUUCAUUGUUUGAAGAUCCAAAUUUUAUUGGAAAGUAUUACAAAUGGAAGAAAAUGGAUCUCCGGUGUCCUAAAGAAUGGAAGUUAAAGUAA